AUCUACAUAUGUAUUAAUGACAGAAAUGUGGCAUUCCACAAAUAAAAACCUCUGUAUGAGUAUGUUUAAUGGCUGAAAUAUUUUUGGAAUAUUUUGAUUUUAAGUUGCAUUUUUUUACAUAUUUAAUGUUACGGACACUACAAAAUCUGCCUUCAAAUUUUGAUUUGAAAUUUCCAUUGUUUUCAAUAGCAUAUUUCCUUAUAUUUUUUCAUGGUAAAAGCAAUUUUUUUUAUUGUGCAAUAUUGCAUCAUCUUUUAACUAUUGGAAAAUACCAAUAAAACGGCUGAUGCAACAAUAUUUGUGAUGAAUUAUUGCAUCAUCCAAAACAACCGCCUUUCUAAGAAAUACAACAGUCCAGCUGUAAUGAUGGAAUCAGCUAAGAAAAUGGCUUAUUUUGGGUAAUAGUCGGUCAGAUUCCAGCAAGAAGUCCUUUCAAAUGGAAAACACUAAAGGUGUUGGUUCCAGUGAUGCUCUAGAAGAGAGCCGAAAAUCAUCACUGCGAUCCCGGAAACUUGAAAAAAAUGCUGAAAUGAAUGCUGAAAAGAAUGAAGACAUAGAAAAGAAGCAAAAGGAGAAAAACAGGCUGAAAGUCAAGGCAUGGAGAAUGCGUCAGAAAACAGAAAACUCCACAAAAUAUUCUGAAAUCAAAAAGAAAGACACAGAAAGAAAGAAGGAAGCUCGAAUGAAAGUGAAACUCAUGGCCAAUUCAGAUCCUGAAUUAAAAGCCUCCUUAAGAAAGAAAAAAGCUGAAGAAAUGAAAAGAUACAGACAGAGAAAAAAGAUGAAAACAACAUGUUCUUCUGAAGAUCCUGGUGUUAAAAAGAGUAAGAAACCGGCUCUGGAAGAAAAAAAGAAAAAAGCUGUGAAGCGAACACAAGCCUGGAGAAUGCGAAUUAAACUUAAGUCUCCUACAAUUCCAAUUGUUAACACAGUUGAUGAAAAUGACAGUCAUGGAGAAAGCAGACAGAACAAAAGUAACUUAUCCCGUGCAACAAUAUACAGACGAGCGCAAAUGGUGAAAGGCAUUCUGCCUAGGACACCAAAGAAGAAAGCCGCCAUUUUAAAGAAGCUUAUUGAGUCACCUUCAACAUCCAAAGUACUUUCUGACCAAGGAGUAACAAUGACACCAGCUUGUAAGAAGAAACUUGAAGUAGCAGAUGCUAUAGUGAAUUCCUUGAAAGAAAGUAUUUCCGAAGUAAACAUUGGUGUUCGAAAAGACAGAGAAAAGAAACAUGCAUAUGAUGUAAUACGUGAAUCAGUACUAAGGAAAUACAAAAAGAUCACAGUUAGUAAAUAUUUCAAUGUGUCUUACAAGACAAGGAAGAUGAUAAAUGAAUGGUGGAAAAAGAAACAGAGAAAAACAAGAUGUGAUGUGAUAAGUGAUCAUGUGAAACAAUCAGUGAAAGAGUUCUACCUGAGUGCUGAAAUUAGCAGAGAGGUGCCAUCCAAACGUGAUGUUGUUAGAAUCAAAACUCAGACUGGUAUGAAAGAAACACUACAGAAACAUGUGAUGACAAUGACACUAGAAGAAGCACACAAGUUAUACAAAACAAGAAACCCCAAUCAUAAAAUAGGACUUACAUCAUUCAGCAAACUAAAACCAGUUAAUGUAAAGAAAGUGUCCGAGACAAGCAGACGGUCAUGCCUGUGCCAGACUUGUUGUAAUGUAGCCCUGAAAGUAGAAGCACUUACAACAUUGAAACGAGUUGUAAAAGAGACUGACAUGACAGAAGACAUUAAGAUUGAUAAGAAGAGUCUGAGUGAUGCAACAUUCUGCAGCUAUGAACAAGAGCCAUCUUUAAAAUGUGUGUCAAGAAAUUGUGAAAAAUGUGGAGUACAAGGCCUUCAAAAGUAUUUGGCGACUAUGGAAGAAAAGAACAGAGAUGGGAUGGUGUCAUGGUAUCAAUGGGAAAGCAUUGAAAUAAAGAAAUAUGACAAAGUAAAGCGCUGCGUUUCUUGUGUGCCCAAAGAAGCUGAUUUCAAAGUGUUUUUGACAGCUUUAGAGAAAGACAUGAUGGUGUACCCAGAGCAUGCAUUUAGAGCAUCCUGGCAACAGAAACAAAUGGGUGUAUGUGUAGAGAAAUUAACAAAGGGAUCUGUUGCCAUGGUAAUGGAUUUCAGUGAGAACUAUGCAUGUGUCUUCCAAAGUGAAGUGCAGUCAGGGUUCUUUGAUAGAAACCAGGUAACUGUACAUCCAAUGAUGUGCUACUAUAAAGAAAGUCUUGAUGACAAAGAUGUUACAGUAAAACAUGCCAUCAUUGGAAUAAGUGAAGAAACCAAACAUGAUGCGGAUUUAGCAAUUGUCUUCGAGAAUCAAGCCAUUAAAUUACUAGAAAGCAGAGGGGUGAAGAUUGGUGAACUCCACGAGUGGACUGAUGGGUGUGCAGCCCAGUACAAGGGGAAAAAGGCGUUUGCUGAUAUCAGUCUCAGAAAGCAGCCCAAAAUGACGCGAAACUACUUUGAAACGUCUCAUGGAAAGAAUGUCUGUGAUGGGUUGGGUGCAACUGUAAAGAAUGCUUGUUAUCGUGCUGUAAUAAGUAACAGGAAAGUUCUUGGUAAUGCUGAAGACGUUUACCAAUUUUGUCAAGAAACUCUGAAUAUGGAAGUAGUGGACACUGUAAAAAGCACUCUGUCGAGAAGAGAAUUUGUAUUUGUUGAAAAUGUGAAUAGAAACCGACCAGAAACAAAUGUACAAACAUUAACUGGAACACGGAAGCUGCACUCUGUUAAGUCUGUUGGUAAAGACUAUGAGCUGAACUCAAGGAAACUUAGUUGUUACUGUGAUGCUUGUGUGAAUGUGAGAAUGUAG
This is a messenger RNA of Mya arenaria, 2809 nucleotides long. RefSeq lists its product as uncharacterized. Lineage: Eukaryota; Metazoa; Mollusca; Bivalvia; Myida; Myidae. The record is from RefSeq and is a predicted model, not a curated record. The transcript is spliced from 2 exons. The coding region runs from base 437 to 2809 and encodes 790 amino acids.